AUGAUAAACAACAAAAAAGAAACAAUUUUAAAGAUAUGUUUUAUUGGAGGUGAAUCAGUUUUUAAGACAACUGUCUCAAAGAGGCUGGCUACUCACUUCAACACAAGCUAUGUCGAAGAGUAUGCAAGGAUAUAUUUCAAAGAUAGAGAUUUCAACCUUAAUCCGUUUGUAAAUAAUGAUUUUAUAAAUGUUUGUAAAGGUCAAUUGGAGUUGGAACAACAAUUAAUGGUUGAUAAUCAUACUCAAAACCUAUUGAUGUGUGAUACUUGUCCACUGGCAACUUUAGUUUGGAGUGACACUUUAAUUGGUAGUCACGAUCCUUUGGUAGAGCAAUAUAUUGAUUACUCUUAUUAUCAUCUGUACUUGCUUCUCGAUUGCAAUGGUGUGAAAUGGGUUGAUGACGGAGAGCUACGUCUUAUCGAAGAUUCCAACGAGAGAAUAGAUUUCCAAGCUCGACUUGAGCAACAACUCAAAAAGAGAUCCAUACCUUAUCACAUUGUAAAGGGUGAUCUCGAGCAACGCGAGAAAACAUCGAUCAACAUCAUAAAUGAACUCAUCUCAAAAACCAGACUCAAUAACCAAUAG
This is a messenger RNA of Heterostelium album PN500, 585 nucleotides long. RefSeq lists its product as uncharacterized. Gene Ontology annotation, molecular function: nicotinamide-nucleotide adenylyltransferase activity. The coding region runs from base 1 to 585 and encodes 194 amino acids. The record is from RefSeq and is a predicted model, not a curated record. The transcript is spliced from 3 exons. NCBI's taxonomy places the organism in Eukaryota, Evosea, Eumycetozoa, Acytosteliales, Acytosteliaceae.